This is a messenger RNA of Botrytis byssoidea, 1362 nucleotides long. RefSeq lists its product as uncharacterized. Bases 405 to 1145 code for a protein of 246 amino acids. Lineage: Eukaryota; Fungi; Ascomycota; Leotiomycetes; Helotiales; Sclerotiniaceae. Gene Ontology annotation, molecular function: acyltransferase activity, transferring groups other than amino-acyl groups. The record is from RefSeq and is a predicted model, not a curated record. The transcript has 3 exons.
AUCAACUGAUUUGAGCAUAUCUUCCAACAAUUUGUCAAACUCGCACAGGGGUUCAGGACUUUCAGAUUCUUUCCCCGGCAUGAAAGCCAAACCUGACCUGUAAGAGCCACAAAACCGAUCACAGUGGUAUUCUAUACGCCGAUUCGCGCAUUACCAACGGGUGGCGCCUGAGCCUGUGUAUAUGCAUAUUUCGAAAUUGUGCUUCGGUACGCCUUUAUCGGUGGUUCAUUUCAUGCCUAACUACAAUUGCCGGAUCUGCAGUUCGUUCCGCAAGAUUAAAGUUGCAAAUUAAUCGAUGUGUAGGAAGGGUGAUCGUACAUUUCCUUUACUGCAUCAUUGCUAUCAGCAUAAUCUGUUAAUUCUCUGCUCACACUACCCCCAUCAUACCCUCCAUAACCAGCGAAAUGGCAUCCCACUCAACUUCUCACCCCUCCACCAGCAUCCCUCACCCUAUUCCUAUCACCGCCUCGAAAUCGAAUCUUCGCCUUAUUCCCUGUGAUCCACUGACGGAUGGUCCAGCUAUCCUCGCUCAACAAGUUGCCGCUUUCAGUAACCCUCAUGAACCAUUCUUUUUUGUCUUAUUUCCCGAAACGGAAGAAAGGGAAAAGGCAGUCAAAAGAUUAGUUGAUAAUUGGGUAGGAGAUGAGAGAGCAAAGUAUGUGAAGGUUGUUGAUGGGGAUGUUGAUCAAGGGACCCUCAUAAGUGCAGCCAAAUGGCUCAUAAAUACAGAACCAUUGAGUGAGGAACAGAAGAGGGAACGUAUUUCUGUUGACUGGCACGCAGAUCAAGAUUCAAAUGAAUGGGCUGAGUAUCUAAUAAAUUGGAUCCAUCAACAUCAAAUCAGUCGAACGAAAGGCGAGCCUUGCGUCAUUCUUGACAUCUUAACCACGUACCCUUCUUACCAGCGUCUGGGCGCCGGUACCCUGUUGAUGCGAUAUGGUAUUGUCAUAGCCGAUUCCCUCGGUUUACCAGCGUAUAUUGAGGGGACAGUCAUUGCAAAACACUUGUAUGAAAGCCAUGGGUUUAAGGCGGUGCCUGAUAAGUAUAUUGAGGUUGAUGUGCCGGAGAAGUGGAGGGAGAGAAAGGAAAGGCCUAAGAUUGAGUUCUUCUUUUAUGAAAGACCAAGGAGUAGGGAGAAGUCGUGAUCAAGAUAACUGUGGGUAGGGGGCAAUAGGAAGUAGUUAACAAGAUGCGGAUUUAAAAAGUCAGUCUGUAUUAGCAUACGGAUAAUAUGUGAAUGGGUGGAUCACUGUUUUGAUGAUUCUUGAAGUUUAUCAGUAUUCAUUGGAUCUAGAUCAUUUCGCUCAACUUCUAAAGAAGUGGGACCCGUCAGUUGCAAUUGUGAUCUUGCUAGUUAUCCAC